This is a messenger RNA of Orbicella faveolata, 2427 nucleotides long. Its product is annotated as citron rho-interacting kinase-like. Gene Ontology annotation, molecular function: ATP binding; protein serine/threonine kinase activity. Gene Ontology annotation, biological process: actomyosin structure organization; peptidyl-threonine phosphorylation; mitotic cytokinesis. The record is from RefSeq and is a predicted model, not a curated record. Gene Ontology annotation, cellular component: cytoskeleton; cytoplasm. Lineage: Eukaryota; Metazoa; Cnidaria; Anthozoa; Scleractinia; Merulinidae.
AGCUGUUUCGACUUUUCACUUUGGCUUUGAAUACAUGCAGGAGGCACAUUGCCCUAUGGGCAUCCAGUCCUUGGUGUGUUUCAGCUUUUAAUUUAGUGAGACCAAUUCAACUUAUUGUGUAUUUCAUGUUAUGGUUCAAUUUUAUCAUUGUUACAGUUUGACAUUUUCCUUUGUUCUGGUGUAUGCCAACAUAUUGGAAAAGAUCAAAUUAUACCAAAGGUAACAUUGAACCUUGCCUGUUUCAGGCUCUCGGUCAGUGGGGAGGAUCGAAAUAGCAGGCAGGCGACGAGCGGGGUCCUGUUCUCUCAUUUUCUCUACCAGGCUGCACUCCUCACCUGCCUACUUUUUCGAUCCUCCCCACUGACCGAGAGCCAGGAACAGGCUACAUUGAACCACAACAUAUUUUAAAAUCAGAGAAACUUUUUUGCCAACUUCCAAGCAAAUGAAGCAAGAAGAUGGACAAGUGACUUGCUGUUCAUCUUGCUUGAUGGGAGAUAUUUCAGUCUUGUCAACUGCAUGUUAUGCAUGCACCUCACUGUUCUCAGCCAUUCAUCAUGAAUGUUUUCCUGUACUGCCUUUUUACAUCAAUAGUGAUACACAGUGUACAUGUAGUUCCAAAAUUAUGAUUUGAAAUCAUAUUGCAUGAUCUUUGAAAUGAAGGUUGCCUUUUAUGAUGAAGAAAGAGAAAUAAUGGCACUGUGCAAUAACCCAUGGAUAACAGCACUGCAGUAUGCUUUUCAUGAUAUCCACAAUCUCUACCUUGUGAUGGAGUACCACCCCGGUGGCGAUCUGUUGUCACUGCUAAGCAAGUAUGAUGAUGUCCUGGAGGAGGAUGUUGCACGAUUUUAUCUGGCAGAGAUGGUUGUGGCUAUUCACAGCCUGCAUGUGUUAGGUUAUGUGCACAGGGAUAUCAAGCCUGACAAUGUUCUUGUUGAUCGAACUGGACACAUUAAAUUGGCUGAUUUUGGUUCAUCAGCCAGGCUCUCAGCAGACAAAAAGGUGCACAGUAAGAUGCCUGUAGGAACUCCAGAGUACAUAGCCCCUGAAGUAUUGACCAGUAUGGAUGGAUCAGGAGGUCCGUAUGGUGUGGAGUGUGACUGGUGGUCUCUUGGUGUGGUUGCUUAUGAGAUGCUCUGUGGACAGACACCUUUUGAGGCAGACUCUGUUGUAAUAACUUACAGCAAAAUAAUGAAUUACAAGACCUCCCUGCAGUUUUUUAAAGAUGUUCAGGUCAGNGUUGAUCGAACUGGACACAUUAAAUUGGCUGAUUUUGGUUCAUCAGCCAGGCUCUCAGCAGACAAAAAGGUGCACAGUAAGAUGCCUGUAGGAACUCCAGAGUACAUAGCCCCUGAAGUAUUGACCAGUAUGGAUGGAUCAGGAGGUCCGUAUGGUGUGGAGUGUGACUGGUGGUCUCUUGGUGUGGUUGCUUAUGAGAUGCUCUGUGGACAGACACCUUUUGAGGCAGACUCUGUUGUAAUAACUUACAGCAAAAUAAUGAAUUACAAGACCUCCCUGCAGUUUUUUAAAGAUGUUCAGGUCAGCAAGAGUGCAAAGGAUUUGAUUCUCAAUUUGUGCACUGAUAGUAAAGCAAGGAUUGGUUAUGAAGGGCUUUUAUGUCACCAGUUCUUCAGCGGCAUUGACUGGAACAACUUGCAAGAAACUGUCCCGCCAUACGUCCCAAACUUGGAUGGUGCAGCAGACACGUCCCAUUUCGAUGAAUUUGAACCCGAAAGUCCGGAUCCAGUUGCGCAUCUAGAGAAGUACAGCUUGGCUAGCGAGGAAAAGGGAUUCACUGGGAAAGAUCUGCCAUUUGUCGGUUUUACCUUCUCCAGGAAUCUCGCCAUCAAUCUUCCUUUCUCUCCCAGAAAAGCCGGAAGUCUCCCUAAUUCCCCAAUGUCGUCGGGAUUGCCCCCGAGCCGGUUAGAAAGAAAGCUUACAAUCAAAGCAAAGGAACUCAAGGACGCUUUGCAAUCGUGUCACACACUAAAGGAUGAGAGUGUCUGCAUGAAAAAGAGCUUGGAUGAUCUGCAAACUGCCUUAGAAGAGAAAGCGAAAGCCCUAAGGAGUGCUGAAUACGAGAGAGAUCUGCUUGAAAAAGAGAAAGUCCUGUAUGACACUCAAGUCAAGGACCUGCAGAGAAGACUUGAUCUAGAGAGAGUAGAGAGAAACAAGACAGAUUCCGCCACUCUUAAAUUGUUGUCUGAACUGAAAGAGGACAGUCAAAAGGCGAAUGAACUACGAGAUCAAGAGAGCAGGGAAAAUCUCGAGGACCUUCAGCAGAUCGUAGCCCAGCUGGAAAACGAUCGAUUUAUCGCCAGUAGACGGGCACAAAGACUGGAAGAAGAACUCAAAUCNUUGCUCGCUGUUAAGACUGUCAAUCGUAUCAUGAAAACUCAAGCAGGGCCCGAUUUUUCAAAGUGUGGAUGA